CCGAACGAGCCGGCUUGGCUUGGCUUGGCUUGUCAAUUGAUCUCCACGAUCCGAGCCGAGCCGAGCCGAAAAAAAAGUGGCUCGGCUCGAGCCGGUGGCAAUCCAAGCCAAGCCGGCUUAUCGGAGCUUUAG
Funneliformis caledonium is the source of this 132-nucleotide messenger RNA. The record is from the annotation of a GenBank genome assembly. NCBI's taxonomy places the organism in Eukaryota, Fungi, Glomeromycota, Glomeromycetes, Glomerales, Glomeraceae.